AUGUUACUGGAGGGGUUCAAGGUGGAGAGCCCGCAUGUGCGGUACGGCGCCGGCGAGAUCGAGUCCGAGUACCGGUAUGACACCACGGAGGUGGCGACGACGCCGGAGGGAAGCUGGGUGGUGCGUCCCAAGUCCAUCACCUACAACUUCAAGAACAGCACCGCCGUCCCAAAGCUCGGUUGGGUCGAUGAAAUGGUUGCUAGCAACAAUAUCCUUUACAACCCAGGGGAGCACCCUGACCACGUCAUCGUCACCAGGUUCUAUGUGCCGUAUGUCGGGGACAGCAAGAGGGCCAUGGACGAGUACACCUCGGAGAUUUUCAUGGGUGGCAAUAACACCAUCGUGUUGCACAAUACUUGCAAGGACUCACUUCUCGCUGCACCUAUCAUCCUUGAUCUGGUGCUCUUGGCUGAGCUCAGCACUAGGAUCCAACUGAAAACGCGGAGCCAAGAGAAGUUCCAUUCUUUCCAUCCAGUAGCCACCACCCUGAGCUAUCUAAGCAAGGCUCCACUUGUUCCUCCAGCAGUGGUGAAUGCACUGGCCAAGCAGAGAGCCAUGCUCGAGAACAUCCUUAGGGCUUGUGUUGGGCUGGCCCCUGAGAACAACAUGAUGCUUGAGCACAAAUGGCAUGCCAAGCGAAUCUUCUCAUCACAGCGGGAAGAACAAAGGUAG
Messenger RNA from Lolium rigidum, 672 nucleotides. Its product is annotated as inositol-3-phosphate synthase 1-like. The record is from RefSeq and is a predicted model, not a curated record. Lineage: Eukaryota; Viridiplantae; Streptophyta; Magnoliopsida; Poales; Poaceae. Bases 1 to 672 code for a protein of 223 amino acids. The transcript has 6 exons. Gene Ontology annotation, cellular component: cytoplasm. Gene Ontology annotation, molecular function: inositol-3-phosphate synthase activity. Gene Ontology annotation, biological process: phospholipid biosynthetic process; inositol biosynthetic process.